Phyllostomus hastatus (greater spear-nosed bat) is the source of this 1642-nucleotide messenger RNA. It is a transcript of the gene SMOC2, whose product is annotated as SPARC related modular calcium binding 2. Gene Ontology annotation, biological process: extracellular matrix organization. The transcript is spliced from 14 exons. Gene Ontology annotation, cellular component: basement membrane. Gene Ontology annotation, molecular function: calcium ion binding; heparin binding; protein binding. The coding region runs from base 187 to 1563 and encodes 458 amino acids. NCBI's taxonomy places the organism in Eukaryota, Metazoa, Chordata, Mammalia, Chiroptera, Phyllostomidae. The record is from RefSeq and is a predicted model, not a curated record.
CCAGCCACCGUUGCCGGGAGCCAGGGAAGCCGCGCGGACGCCCGCGGAGGAGCGCUCCGUGCCUGGAGGGCAGCUGGUCGACUCCGGGCUGCCUGGAGCGCCGGGGAGAGGACCUCGCGCAGCCCCUCUGCCCGGCUCCCAGCCGCUCUGCGUGUCGCCGCUCCGGGCGCGCGCCCCGCCCUCGCCAUGCUGCUGUCCGGGCUCUGCUGGCUGCCGCUGCUCGCGGGGCUGCUCCCGCCGGCGCCCGCGCAGAAGUUCUCGGCACUCACGUUCCUGCGCGUGGACCAGGACAAAGACAAAGACUGCAGCCUGGACUGCGGGGGCUCCUCCCAGAAGCCCCUCUGCGCGUCCGACGGAAGGACCUUCCUGUCCCGCUGCGAGUUCCAGCGCGCCAAGUGCAAAGACCCCCAGCUGGAGAUCGCGUACCGAGGAAACUGCCGCGACGUGUCCAGGUGUGUGGCCGAGAGGAAGUACACGCAGGAGCAGGCGCGGAAGGAGCUGCAGCAGGUGUUCAUUCCCGAGUGCAACGAGGACGGCACGUACAGCCAGGUCCAGUGCCACAGCUACACGGGCUACUGCUGGUGUGUCACGCCCAACGGGAGGCCCAUCAGCGGCACCGCCGUGGCCCACAAGACGCCCCGCUGCCCAGGUUCCGUCAGUGAAAAGCUGCCCCCCCGGGAAGGCACAGGAAGAACAGUCUCCUUGCAAAUGUUUUCCGUUCUGAAUUCAGAUGAUGCCUCAGCCCCCGCGCUGGACACUCAGCCUCAAGGAGACGAAGAAGACAUCGCCUCACGCUACCCCACGCUCUGGACCGAGCAGGUGAAGAGCCGGCAGAACAAGACCAACAAGCACGCAGCGUCCUCGUGUGACCAGGAGCAGCAGUCGGCCCUGGAGGAGGCCCGGCAGCCCAAGAACGACAACGUGGUGGUCCCCGAGUGCGCGCACGGCGGCCUCUACAAGCCGGUACAGUGCCACCCGUCCACGGGCUACUGCUGGUGCGUGCUGGUGGACACCGGCCGCCCCAUCCCCGGCACCUCCACCAGGUACAAGCAGCCGAAAUGUGACCACACGGCCAGGGCCCACCCGGCCAAGGCGCGGGAUCUCUACCGGGGCCGCCAGCUGCAGGGCUGCCCCGGCGCCAAAAAGAAUGAGUUUCUGACGAGUGUCCUGGACGCGCUGUCCACCGACAUGGUCCACGCCGUCUCCGACCCCUCCUCCUCCGGCAGGGUCUCCGAGCCCGACCCCAGCCACACGCUGGAGGAGAGGGUGGUCCACUGGUACUUCAGGCUCCUGGACAAGAACUCCAGCGGGGACAUCGGCAAGAAGGAGAUCAAGCCCUUCAAGAGGCUCCUCCGGAAGAAGUCCAAGCCCAAGAAGUGCGUGAAGAAGUUCGUGGAGUACUGCGACGUGAGCAACGACAAGGCCCUGUCCCUGCAGGAGCUGACCGGCUGCCUGGGCGUGGCGCGGGACGAGGCCAAGGCCGGCGGCGGCGGCAGGAGGCGGCACACCCCCAGAGGAAGCGCGGAGAGCACCUCUAACAGACAGCCGAGGAACCAAGGAUGAGCGCGGGCCGGCCGCGGCUCCCCGGACGCGUGGGAGAACCCCUCACCAAAACCCAAUUAAAAAUCGGAAACAAAACCCA